Messenger RNA from Folsomia candida, 1242 nucleotides. RefSeq lists its product as uncharacterized. Lineage: Eukaryota; Metazoa; Arthropoda; Collembola; Entomobryomorpha; Isotomidae. The record is from RefSeq and is a predicted model, not a curated record. The coding region runs from base 463 to 1017 and encodes 184 amino acids. The transcript is spliced from 2 exons.
UUGGCCAACUUCCGUACAAGUCAGUCUCAGCAGUCAGGUGUCAAUCCACGACCGAAUGUGAAAGUGACAAAGAAGUUCAUGCGUAAAAAUUCAUGACGCUGCAGGUAAUGGACAAUGGACUGUAAGUUUAACAACUGAGGUGCCUCUUUCAUGAAUUCAUCUGCACAUUAUUGUUUAGUGACUUGGUCACUUGUAAAUAAUUGCUCAUUUGCUAUAAUAUUAUUGAUGUUGUAUUGAUGCGUAUAAUGUAGGUCGGUCGGUAUUUAAAUGGCUUAAUUUCAGCUGACUUACAUAUUUGUAGACAUAUUUACAUCAACAACGCACUAUUAAAUAAUGAUACACACACGUGAUUCGACAAGGAUUUACAUAAAAACAAUAUGCAUGCUGCAACUAUAUGAAUACUAAACGGGACUUUCAAGUCUUUGACCUGGCUACAGUCCAUCCUUGGAUAAACUCCAUAAAAUGAAGAACAGGACAGAACAAUUUCACCACUUCCUAAAUUUAGAACGAAGGGGAAAGUUAAAAUUCCAGUCUGCUUGUUUGUUAUUUUCAAUGGCAAAAUUGUUCCUUCUCGUAGCCAUUCUUGGCGUCCUCCUCGUUUCAAAAGUAUCAGGAAUUUGGCUUUUCAGGCCUUUUAACUUUCGUCCGAUAAAAUAUUCCACCACUACGACAAGUACGACCACUACCACACCAACGACAACCACAGCUGCAACAGACGCAACUACAACCACGACGACCACGCCAACACCGGUGCAAAUUAGUGCAGGGUUCGUGACAGAUCAAGUCUUUAAUCAAACUACGGGACAAGGCUACUUUCCAUUUCAGCAGUUUCCUCAGUAUGGCAUUUUUGGGGCCUUAAAUGGUGGUGGGGGGUUUGGCCAAUCAAUUGGUGGACUUGCCAGACCAAACAUUCCAUUGCUUUUUCGACCCUUCAUUGGAGGGUUGGCUAGGCCCAACAAUGGGGGAUUUGCAGGAAAUUAUCCCGUCAUAGGAGGUGUAGCCACUGCAAAUGGAUAAUUACAAGUUUUGUUACUUUAUUUUAUUUUGAAAUAUAAAGGAAGAAUUGUAAUCAUACCAUAAUACAUACAUAUUUAUGCAUUUGUACAAAUACAUGCACAUUUAAUAAUAAAUUGUUCCUUGAAAUUUUAUUUGUUAAAUAUACAUACAAUGUUUUGAGUUUGAGUUGCAUUAACAGACAUUCAUUCAACUACUACCAGUUAAUUCAAGACUAUAUGAUAGCAA